GAGGUUAAACAUUGGGAUCGUUUUUCGUCUCUAGAUUUUAAUCUCCAAUCAUGGAAGUUGGUAAUUCACCCACUUCUUGUGAAUUCUUUGCACAUAUCUUGCAAACAAGUGUUAGAAUCAAAGACCCAUUUGCCGGAAGGUCUGUCCACUCUCAAAUAAUCAAGAAAGGCCUUCAUCUUGGUGUGUACUUGAUGAACAAUCUUAUGACUUUCUAUGCCAAAACUGGGUCACUUAGCUUUGCUCACCAUGUGUUCGAUGAAAUGCCCCUUAAGUCAACAUUCUCAUGGAACACUCUGAUAUCUGGCUAUGCCAAACAGGGUAAUUUUGAGGUCUCACGUCGCCUUUUGUAUGAAAUGCCUGACUGUGAUCCUGUUUCUUGGACUGCCAUCAUUGUGGGUUACAAUCAAUUUGGUUUAUUUGAUAAUGCGAUUUGGAUGUUUGCGAAGAUGAUAUCUGGAAGAGUCCCACCUUCUCAAUUCACAGUCAGUAAUGUUCUUUCUUCAUGCGCGGCAAAUCAAGCUUUGGACAUUGGUAGGAAGAUUCAUUCAUUUGUUGUUAAACUUGGACUCGGUAGUUGUGCUCCGGUUGCAACUUCCCUGCUGAAUAUGUACGCAAAAUGUGGAGAUCCGGUCAUAGCGAAAGUUGUUUUUGAUAGGAUGACGGUGAAGAACAUUUCAACUUGGAAUGCUUUGAUUUCAUUGUAUAUGCAAUCUGGGCAGUUUGAGCUUGCUGCUUCACAAUUUGAGAAAAUGCCUGACCGAGAUAUAGUUUCUUGGAAUUCGAUGAUUUCGGGAUAUAGUCAGCAAGGGAAUAAUCUUGAAGCACUGGUUAUAUUUUCAAAGAUGUUGAAUGAACCUUCUUUAAAGCCAGAUAACUUCACCUUGGCAAGCAUUUUAUCAGCUUGUGCCAAUCUUGAGAAGCUGAAUAUUGGGAAACAGAUACAUGCUUAUAUUCUAAGAACAGAAGCUGAAACUUCUGGAGCAGUUGGCAAUGCUUUGAUAUCAAUGUAUGCAAAGUCAGGUGGCGUAGAAAUAGCUAGACUGAUUGUUGAGCAUAACAGGACUUCAAAUCUAAACAUUAUAGCGUUCACUUCCCUACUGGAUGGAUAUACCAAGCUAGGAAAUGUCAAACCAGCCAGAGAGAUAUUUAACAAAUUAAGAGAUUGUGAUGUGAUAGCAUGGACAGCCAUGAUUGUUGGUUAUGUGCAAAACGGGUUAUGGAACGAUGCACUGGACCUGUUUAGGUUGAUGGUUAAUGAAGGCCCUGAGCCGAAUAGUUAUACCCUGGCGGCCAUGCUUAGUGUAAGUUCAAGUUUGGCUACUUUGGAGCAUGGGAAACAAAUACAUGCCAGUGCCAUAAAAGCUGGAGAAUCUUCAACACCUUCUGUUACUAAUGCCUUGAUAACCAUGUAUGCUAAAACAGGAAACAUCAGUGUAGCCAAAAGAGUUUUUGAUCUUACAAGUGGGAAGAAGGAAAUUGUGUCCUGGACAUCAAUGAUCAUGGCUCUUGCACAGCAUGGCCUUGGAAAAGAAGCCAUCAACCUGUUUGAGAGGAUGCGCUCACUUGGUAUGAAACCUGAUCAUAUCACUUACGUAGGAGUGCUAUCUGCUUGUACACAUGUGGGAUUUGUGGAGCAAGGUCGAAAGUACUAUAAAAUGAUGACUGAAGUCCAUGAAAUUGAACCUACUCUAAGCCAUUAUGCAUGCAUGAUCGACCUUUAUGGACGGGCUGGAUUGCUUCAAGAAGCAUACCAGUUCAUUGAAAGUAUGCCUAUAGAACCAGAUAAUAUAGCUUGGGGUUCGCUACUAGCAUCUUGUAGAGUUCAUAAAAAUGCAGAUCUCGCAAAAGUUGCAGCGGAAAGACUGCUUCUUAUUGAUCCUGGAAAUAGUGGCGCCUACUUGGCCCUCGCUAAUGUGUAUUCGGCUUGCGGAAAAUGGGAAAGUGCUGCCAAAACUAGAAAACUUAUGAAGGAUAGAGGAGUGAGGAAAGAGAAAGGAUUUAGUUGGAUUCAUAUUAAGAAUAAAGUUCACGCAUUUGGAGUUGAAGACGUUAUUCAUCCACAGAAAGAUGAAAUCUACAAGUUGAUGGCUGAGAUAUGGGAGGAGAUAAAAAAGAUGGGUUUCAUCCCAGACACUGAAUCAGUACUUCAUGACCUUGAAGAAGAGGUGAAAGAGCAAAUACUUAAACAUCACAGUGAAAAACUUGCUAUAGCAUUUGGGCUUUUAAAUACUCCAGAGAACACUGUACUGAGGAUUAUGAAAAACCUUAGAGUUUGUAAUGACUGCCAUUCUGCUAUAAAGUUCAUCUCCAAGCUUGUAGGAAGGGAAAUCAUUGUGAGAGAUGCUACUCGGUUCCACCAUUUUAAGGAUGGCUCUUGCUCUUGUCGAGACUAUUGGUAGGUGUAAGCUUAGAGAUUUUAUCCACAAAAGGGUUCUACUUGAUACAAAAAAAAAGCACUCUCCAAGACCAAGUGUCAGAAAGCCAGCACAAGGAUGAUGGAUGCACCCAAGUUUUACUCUAUGAAGUAUUAUAUUCUCAAUUCACUAGGGGUUGGGGAACAAAUUGUUUGAUCUACUAAUCAAACAAGCAGAUUUCUUCUUUUUUUACAUCAUUCCCAUCCUUGACUACAACAGAAUGUACAGAAUAUCCAUUAGGGCUUGCAUAACAGAGUUAUAAAGUACGAGUCCUCAUCUUAUCCCAGACAAUGUGUUCUUGACCUCAACUGGUUGUAGGGCGGAAAACUUCCAGUGCCAUUUUGAGAGAAUGCAAACCUAUAACAAGCCUAUUUGUGAUAUAUGAAUCUUAGAGAGAUUUGGAAGAUGCAAGGCUUGAUGUGGCUAAUUUACUGGGAGCACUCAGAAUGAAGGAGUAUUAAAGGUGCAUGAUUAAAGGAAUUUCUCUAUACUUCUAAGUAUGUAGUACAUAUACAGAGUGUCAAUUUCUUUCACUACUCUCUUGCAUAAUUUGGGAUUGUGUUCCUGAACAUUUCCUUUCUUGAGCUUGUCAGUUGCCUUUAUCAAGCUUAGUAGCUUACUAGCCAUAAACAUAUUUCGAACUAGUUUUAUAUUUGUAUCUUGAUCCAUGGCCAAAUGGUGGAUACAGUAAAAGUGAACAGAUCAGGACUCUGACAAGCUUGAGAUGAAUUUAAAAGGUUGAACUAGUCUAUCCAAAAGUUUAAGAAACUGACUCUUGGUUCUGCUAGCAUCUCAAUCACCUAUCAGCCAGUCUCAUGGCCGAACAAGGUGUAUAGGCUCGUAGCACCGACUAGAAUUUCCACCAUCAAUCAAGCUCAACGUUUCCUACUACAUUCAGUGGAAAAAAUAAGUUGGCCAAACAAGAUCGCUUUUUGCCAUAUGUGUGCUCAGAUUUAUGCCAGCGAGAGGGAGAUAUUCAUAUUAUCUCGCUUAUAAUUAAUGUCUCCAAGUGCAUUCCCAUUGGAUUGAUCAUUGUGCAUAAUGAGAAUGGCUUCUGCCUGUUUGGUUUUGAAGUGGCUUGUCCUAAUUGUUCAAGAGGAGAAACAAAACGUGUUCUUUGAAUCCUUUAAAGUGGGAUGUUCAUUAAUUAGGUUUUGAAUUGUGUUUUUUCAUUGCUUUUGUGCAGUCUUGAAGUCGAAUGGGGAAAUUCAGUAAGCUAUGAUCCCAUGAUUGGUUAAAUUUGAGUAGUUUGGAAGUCAUUUUCUUAGAUUCACACUCAUUCUUGUGCCUUGAGAUUAAAUAUAGGCUAUACCUUUAUUGGACCAACUCCUGUAAUUGCGAACGGAGUUCAAUACUCAACCAUCAAUAGAUUAAGUAUAUUUGGUCUGGGAUAA
Molecule: messenger RNA, 3808 nt
Organism: Cucumis melo (muskmelon)
Lineage: Eukaryota; Viridiplantae; Streptophyta; Magnoliopsida; Cucurbitales; Cucurbitaceae
Product: pentatricopeptide repeat-containing protein At2g22070
Exons: 5
Coding region: 51-2399 (782 amino acids)
Biological process (GO): RNA modification
Molecular function (GO): protein binding; zinc ion binding; RNA binding
Source: RefSeq, a predicted model, not a curated record